CUCCUGCUGAACACAAACAACACACAACAAAGCAACAACAACAACUCCCACACCCGACUGCGGCGAUGGCAACCAAGUUUGCCUUGUCGGCGUUUUCGGCAGUGGCUGCUGAGACAUGCACGUUUCCACUGGACCUCACCAAGACCCGGAUGAUGAUCGCCACGCAAGCUGGCCAGCCAGCCCACGGCAUGUUUGCCACAGCUGCCAGCAUCGUCCGAAAUGAGGGCCUGCGCUAUUUAUGGAGGGGAUGUCCCCCAGCGCUGCUGCGACACGUCAUCUACUCAGGCUCCCGCGUGUGUCUUUACGAAGUGUUUCGAGAUAAUGUGUUCGGCAAGAACAAAGACGGUUCCGUUGCUGCUUGGAAGGCCGUGACAUGCGGGCUGUUGGCUGGUGCCGUUGGCCAAUUGAUUGCCAGCCCAACCGACUUGGUGAAGGUUCGGCUCGCUGGACAGGGCGCUGACGCUGCACUAGGCAAGCCCCUUCGAUACAAGGGCACGUUCCAUGCGUUCUCCUGCAUCGUACGAGAGGAAGGCGUCCUCGGGCUGUGGAAAGGGUGUGUCCCCAAUGUACAGCGUGCUGCCAUUGUCGGCUUCAGUGAGCUCGCCACAUACAACCUGGCGAAGGACACAUAUCGCAAGCUGCUGGGCGACAACCCUGUCUCUCAUACCCUCUCAAGCUUAACGUCCAGCUUCGUCUGCGCCGUUGCAAGCACGCCGGCCGAUCUUGUGAAGACGCGCGUCAUGAAUCAGCCCGUAGUCAACGGAAAAGGGGUGUUGUAUAAGAGCAGCUUUGACUGUCUUCGCCAAAGUGUACGGGCUGAUGGCUUUCUCUCCCUGUGGCGUGGACUUUUGCCCGUGUGGCUGCGCAUGACGCCGUGGUCACUGGUGUUCUGGCUCACAUAUGAGCAGACGCGCAACCUGGUUGGCUUGGAAUCCUUCUAGCGCCAGACUCGAGGCUUCAUCAACAGUGCUGACACAGGCGCAAGCGCGGCAGGCAGGCAACCGAACAUGAAAGGCCAGGACGCGCACAACAGCGGCGGCAGCAACGCGGCAGCCAGUUAGGUAAGGAAAUAGAUGAAAGCAAGAAAUACGAAAAAUGGAUGCGCAAAAAUGGAAACUUGAUUGGUAUUGGUGGCCCGAGCAACGGGGGCAAACCCACGCGCGCUGGCGUGAAAUGUCCCGAAAAGCAGCCAUGUAUGUAAAGCAAGCAAUAAAGUAAGAGAGGAGC
This is a messenger RNA of Salpingoeca rosetta, 1227 nucleotides long. RefSeq lists its product as uncharacterized. The transcript has 11 exons. NCBI's taxonomy places the organism in Eukaryota, Choanoflagellata, Craspedida, Salpingoecidae. Gene Ontology annotation, biological process: response to cold. The record is from RefSeq and is a predicted model, not a curated record. The coding region runs from base 66 to 941 and encodes 291 amino acids.